Messenger RNA from Cladophialophora carrionii CBS 160.54, 777 nucleotides. RefSeq lists its product as uncharacterized. The coding region runs from base 1 to 777 and encodes 258 amino acids. NCBI's taxonomy places the organism in Eukaryota, Fungi, Ascomycota, Eurotiomycetes, Chaetothyriales, Herpotrichiellaceae. The transcript has 3 exons. The record is from RefSeq and is a predicted model, not a curated record. Gene Ontology annotation, molecular function: oxidoreductase activity.
AUGGCCACCAACGUCCGGGGUACGGUCCGAUUCCUGGCGGACCUCCCUCUCUACGGAACCGAAAAGCCCUAUCGGCUUCUCCUGCCCGCAGGGAUCGAGAACGGUAAUAUCAAGACGCACAACCUGGUGUACGAAGAGACCGAGAUCAGCUGCAUUCGCGACCUUCGCGGCCACGAAGCCGAAUUCGACAUCGACUCCGCCGGCUUCGAGGUCGUCCAGCACUGUAGCGGCUUCACCACUGCGGCCACGGGCCAGGAAUUGCUGGAUGGAUAUAAGCGGGAGACGGAGCAGUUUUUGCUGCGACAUUUCGGCGCGAGCUACGUGUAUUGCUGGGACGCUUUGGUACGGAAGCGGAAACAGGCUGUACGCGAGCAGUUCAACAUUCGGGACCGACUCGUGGAAAACAUCCCAGUGUACCACGCCCACAACGACGAGACCUUCUCUAGGGGCUGGGAGUCACUCAGCUUCCGGCUGGGAGAAGACCGCUAUCGCAGAUUUCUCGAGUCAGGGUGCAGGAUCCGCAUGGUCAACACCUGGCGAUCGCUGGUCGAUAGCUUGGAGGACAACCCGCUGACACUCUGCGACUGGCGGUCGAUCGACCCACGAAAGGAUCUCAUCGAGUCCGACCAGAUCGUGCCGUCGCGGGAAACGGAAAUCUAUCACAUCUUUGCACGGCCACAUCAUCGAUGGCACUGGCUUUCCAGACAACGUCGUGACGAGGUAUACAUCUUCUUGCAGUUUGAUACGCGGGCAGAUGGGAAUGCGCGAUGUAGGUGA